Wyeomyia smithii (pitcher-plant mosquito) is the source of this 10410-nucleotide messenger RNA. It is a transcript of the gene ash1, whose product is annotated as histone-lysine N-methyltransferase ash1. The transcript is spliced from 8 exons. Gene Ontology annotation, cellular component: nucleus. Gene Ontology annotation, molecular function: protein binding; DNA binding; histone methyltransferase activity. The record is from RefSeq and is a predicted model, not a curated record. The coding region runs from base 746 to 9373 and encodes 2875 amino acids. Lineage: Eukaryota; Metazoa; Arthropoda; Insecta; Diptera; Culicidae.
AAAGAGCAGUACAUGAACUUUUUCCCUCCGCGAAACCGAUUACGACAGCGACAGCGGACGUUUUCGUAAAUAUUUACACCGAUUCGUCGCACCCGAAAGUGGUCAAAGUGCGCGUCAAAGUGGCCCGGAACUGGUGCCGCAUCGGGAGUGAGUACUAUCGGCUGCAACGGAGCACUGUUGGGACGAUAAAAGUGAAUUUUUUAACCGACGGUCGUCCACCAGCCAGCCAGCGCUCGAGCCAGAGCCGUCUGGUAACGCAGCGACGCCAUUUUAGAAUUUUUAUUUUGCCUGGCUGCCUUGGAUGAAGGAUUUCGCAGUGUCGUGCAGUGAAAAUUUUGUUUGGUGUCUUCUCGAAUGGAUGCAAUUGUUUCGUGCGUAAUUAUGGUGCACCAAUUUGGUGGAUAGAAGAGAAAAAGUGUUAUUUUAGGCUAGAUUUGUGGAAAUGGUUCGUGCAGCGGGAAUACAGAAUGCACUUCGAGCGGCGGCUGCAACGGCCGGACGGGGAUAGAGUGAACACCAGUGACAAGGUGAAAUGAUAAUUUAGGACGAUUUGCACGGUGGACAACCCCAAUCAGACGAGGCAAAAGGAUUUUUCUGUUGGCAAAACAAGCGGAAACGUGCCUCAUUUGUCGAGCGAAAACAAAGCAUAGAAACAAUAAACUGAACAGUACGGAUUAAUACCCAGCAGCAGUAGUAGAAGUAGCAGCAGCGGUCAAGCAGGCCUCCGGUGCGUCAACCAGAAACCAUGACGACGAUGAAAACGCCACCGGUGGAAUCGGAGCCGCCUGCCAAGUCACCGCUGUCCUCUUCGUCCUCCUCGUCGUCCUCGUCGGACUCUGACGACGGGUCGGAUUCGUCGUCCGACUCCGACUCCUCGUCGGUGGCUUCGACCAGCAAGACGAGCAGCAAGCAGAGCACCGACAAACAGCAACAGCAGCAACAGCAACAACAGCAGCAGCUACAACAACAGCAGCAGCAUCCACUGCAGCAGCAAUUUAGUGUCAUGAGCUCCGACACAGCCAGCCUCCGGAUGAAGAUUGCGAUCCCGCGCAAUCAAUCGGGCACAACGCCAGCCCCAUCACCCUCCGGAAAUGCGAACAAUGGAGCGACUCGUCCCGGGUCUUCGGCAAGUGAUGCCCAAAAGCAAGCUCUUGCAGUGGGUACAAGUACAACAGCAGCUGCCACCGCAAGUCCAGCUCGGACUGCUACACCGGCAGGAGGUAGCGAAAGAGCCGCUUCUGCCAGCGAUUCGAAGGGUCGAACCUCCACGCGGAAGAGCAGCAAGAGUGACUCCAGCUCGGAAAGUUCCUCCUGCUUCUCGAACUUUAGUGACAGCGAUAGUGAUAGUAGUAGUUCCGAAAAUCACGAUGAAUCGACGAAGAAAGAUGGUUCUACCGGAAGUGGAACGAAGAAGCAAAAGUUUGUCAAAAGGAAGAAGGCCAGCCGCAGUGUAACAACUAGUAGCAGUAGUGACGGUAGUGAUGAUUCUAGUGGCUCAGAUUCCAGUAGCGAUGGAAAUCAGGAUGAAAGCACAGAACUAGGCACGGCAACUGGAUCGAUGCCUGUACUCGCAUCGACUGCCGAAUCGAACCCUGUGCAGACGGCUGCUGGUACGAUGCCAGAUGCCGACGCCGGUUCCUCCUCCGAUAACGAGCUUCCUGCGUUGGUGAAUGCAGCAAUAAUGCGAGUUGCCGAAAGCGGUUCCGACGGCGAAAGCUGUCGCGGAACGCCAUCGGCUAUUCCACAAUACACUUCGAGCCUUUUACGGGAUUUUGUGGCGAAAACUAGCAUGCUCGGAAGCGGAGGAGGAUCCUCCGAGUCGUCUACUCCGGUCGCACAAACUGCCGAAGAACAGAAAAUAAAGACUGAAUCACCCGUGCCAAGUGGUAGUGGUGGUACUACAAAUACGGUGGCCUCCAGCAGCAGUGCUCUUAGCGUGAACGGUGUGUCCUCUAAGCCAGAAUCGGCGACAAUCGUUCCAAUCAAACGACGAGGGCGUCCGCCGAAGUCUGUCGUCAAUCCGGUAGCUUUGGCAACAGCGAAAGCCCCUCCACCGGCUGUUAGUGAAUCUCCGGACUCAGGAAUACUGUCAACGCACAGUUCUACCGGUUCGCCGAAAACGGAAAAGAAGGUCGCGACUGCAGGCAGUCAAAAACGACGUGUUGAACCCGAACCAAGCGGUAGCGGUACGAGCAGUAAGAACGCAGCAGUUGCACCUCUCAGUAAGUACACUAUCGCUAGCCUGGAUAGAAAUACCUACGCGACGGAACGGGUUCUGUAUCCACCCAGAGGGAAGAAAAAAGUCGGACGUCCAGCUAAAGAGAAGCAGCUACCGGCAAUACCCACAGCAUCGACAGCAGAAGAUAAUCUGGAUCCGUUGUGGAAGAAAAUUGAUAUUAGCAAAAAGUUUCACGAGCCCCGAUUGAGCGGAUAUAAAAGCGAUGGUGGUCACUCUACCAUCUGCUGUAGCAAGCGGCUGGCGUCUCAAAGUGGUUACAUCAGUGAUUACGGUGGUAGCCAUAGGAGGAGUCGCCUGUCCGGGUACAAGUCGGAUUGCAGCACCAAGUCGAGAAAAAGUUGUGGCUACAAGAGCGACUACAGCGUGAAAGCUAAAAGUUGUGGAUAUCGAAGCGAUUGCAGUACCCGCCAUCGGAAGCAGGUUCGGCGAAAACGCCGGAAGAAGCUGGCCCCGAAUAAUAACAACCUGAAUAAUAAGAAUUUUAAUCAGAGUAGUAAAUCUUCGAGUGUGAGUGAGCAGGAUAUUCUGCAGUUGGCAGGAUUAACGCUUGGAAGUACCAGCGAAGAAAGUAGCAGCAGUCAAGAAUCUCUGUCGUCGAUCAACACGGCGACUCCUUUCAGUAAAGCUCUCAAAAUCUCCCAGGAUCUUCCGAACAGUAAAAGCAGUAUUCCGAGUCUGUUGACGGCGAAAAACCGCGUCAAUCAUUUGCUUCCGAUAAAUAAUUUUAAAGGGAUUUUCUCGUCUUUGACUCGAUUCGGUAGUUUGAAUAGUUUCUCUUCUAACAUGAGCUCGAAGAACUCUUUUGCUACGUUUCUGAAGAAUAAUCGUAAUAGGGAUAACGGAAAGGUCAAUGUGAAAAAGUUGCCUUUGUCUAAAGCGAAUGUUAUUAAAAACUCCGAGGAGUGCAGCAAGCGUUUCCAGCGAAGCACUAGCCAGGAUCUGUUGAGUCGAAUCACCAACGCCGACAUCCCGAAGCCGUCUCCGGCCAAGUCGGUCUGUUCGAAGCGAAGUCGGCGGAAGAGCUGCCAUAGUGACCGUAUGGAUAAUGUAUCGGUGAAAAGUUGUGGAACAACGAUUCGUCAACGGCGGCUGAGUACGAUGAGUCGCUGUAGUAGUCGAUCGGCUGGAUCGAGACAUCCGUGGCGGAAGAAGAAGCGAAAGCGUUUACGGUCGAACUCUGUUGCAGGGAAAUCAUCCGCUGACAUUAAGCUAGGGAUGGAGAUUGAGCGAUUGAAUGAGUCGUUUGGUAGUCAGUGUCGGAUCAGUGUAGACAGCCGAGCGAGAGAUGGAUUGUUGGGUAUUGGAGCAGCUGCUCUGGCUGGAGCAGCAGCCAAAAAUCAGCAGAAAGGCCGUUCAACAAAGAAGCGAAAGGCGUCGGAACAUGUCGAAUCACCUUCAACGACUGCAGCAGGAACGAAACGGCGAAACAAGAAAAAUGUUCCUACACAAAGUCCGGAUGAUCAUAAACUUCCGUUGAAGAAACGGCACUAUCUGCUAAGCGAGCAAACGGCGAAGGGUAAUGACAGUGGAGCAGAGAAGGAUGACGCUAAAAAUCAUGCAGUAACCAAUCCCUGUUCCAUCGCCGGAGGUAGGAUGUCCACUUUGACAGUGACAUCCAGUUCCUCUGCAUCGGCCUCUGCUCCGGCGGUGAAAGAUCCCACUAAGGCAGUGACACCGAAAAAACGACACUUACUUAAAUCUCCCGAACCAGCAGUUCCGGAGGAGAUCAUUCAAAUCAAAUCGAGCGACUCUCCUUUAACGGUAGAGCCAAGGGACCACUCGGACAUUCCUCAUGGUCACCACAAGAAAAGUGAAGCGAUCACAAGAAAGAAAAACCGCUUGGAAGGUCUUGUCUCGAAAAUUCAACCAACAGCCACGGUUACGGCGAUCCUUGCCGACAACAAUAUUCUUGCCGCUACAAAUCAUCGAGCGACACCUAACACACGGCCUACUGUAAUCCAUACAUCUUCCAUCAACACCACAACCACUUCCACAGUCAGUGCGCCUCCGCCGGGAGUUUUUGAGCCUACUGUUGACUUAGAACUAUCGAUACCGGCCUCCAUUCCAUCUCUGAUCGCCAAGGUCGAACUGUUGGACAGUCCCCGUCUCAAAGACACAAUUUCUAAGCUGGAAGGAGAAGAUCAUACUCGGAAAGGCUCCGAAAAAGUUAUUGAACAAUUGUUGACGAAGACAGGAGCUCAUCUAUUGCUGAAGAAGAAACGAAAGAAGCCGAACAGAACCGGGUUUCCGACCGUUAAGAGAAAGAAGAGGAAGUUGAUCGAGAAAGAUCCAUCGGAUGACGAACACAAACCGGAGGUAGGUCCGGAGCUGUUCGAUUCUACCCAUUUGACGCGACAUGUUCCAUCGGAGACGGAGAAGGCAGACAAGGAGAAGCAACAACAGCAACAGCAACAACAACAACAACAACAACAACAACAGCAACAGCAGCAGCAGCAGAAAGAGAAAGAAUCAUCGAAAAAUUGUGAUAGAGUACCCAAGGAAGGCGAGCCGACAGAUAGUUUUAUCGAGCGGAAUACAAGACCGCGACUCUCAGUUGUCAGUUUGGAGCGACUUCAAGGGAAGAUUCCUCUAAGUGGACGUGAACCGGCUGGGCACGCGUUAAGUCCAAGCACUAGCAGUGGAAGGGGCCGAAAACCGGCUGCCGUUGCUAAGGUUGCUGUUCCCGAGCCUGUGGUAAUCAACGAACGAAGACAACUGAGAGAGAAGACUAAAGAUAAAGCCGAGCAGGAGAAGGAGGAGACAAAGCUGAAAGAUCGAAGACGACGUGGCGAACCAGAACCAUCAGUCAAACCAAGCAGAAAGGAGACACUUGAAAAGAUUAACAAACACAGGGAGAAACAGCCACAGGAGCCGGUGAAACAACCGGAGAAAACUGUUAAACAUAAAGAAGUUAUUGCAGUUAAUCCAGAGAAAAAGCAGAAGCUUAGAGAAGUCGUUGCUGAACCACCGGUUGUGGAAAAACCUGUGAGACAAAAAGAGAAACCAUCGGAAUUGCACAUCAAACAGCGGGAGAAACCGAUAGAGCCUCAGCCAGCUCCGGAAAAACAACCAAAAGAUAUAGUUAGCGAUCCGCAGCUGCCGAGAAAGAAAAUUGGAAAGCAGAAAGAGAAACCAAGCGAGCCAGAGGCUCCUACAAUCGUUAUAAAGUCUAAUGAGAAACUGAUAAAGGACAAAGAGAACAAAAAGCAAACAAUUUCGCCAGUACGGAAAACAAAAAUUCUAGCAGAGGAGAAUCCGGCAUUACCGGUGCGCCGUACACGAAGCUGCUCCAUCGCCCUCGAUCCACACGAGCUGGCCAAGAAAACCACCGGGCAGGAAAACGAAAUCGUACUGAAGAACGCUGUCAUCAAACUGCAACCCUGCCUGAUAGCGAACGAGGACUCCGAGUCGCUGGACUCGAUGCCUCUACUGAAACGUCUCCAGUCUCGUUCAAUGUCCAGACACAAACAAUCAGCCACCCCGGAAGCUGCGGUUACGUCACCCAAAGGACCAGUUCGCCCUAGAGGACGACCGAGAACCGCUUCACCAACGCCAGCCAUUGAAACACCUCCCAUUCCGGUCACUCCAACAUUAUCGGAGCAACUUAGCAAGCUGCGACGUUCGCGUAUGAGUGUUGUCGAUACGGCAAAGCGCAUUGAGCCGGAACCUGCAGCAACACCUUCAGUGAAGGAAACGCGCUCGGCAGCUGCUCGGAAAUCUUUCUCUAAGGAUCCUCCUGAGCCACAACAGCAAUUAGAAACCCCACCGGUUAAGAUUAUCAUCUCGAAGAAAGAUCAGAAAGCCGUAGCAACAGCGGUCGCGAUGGAGAAGAAACUUGAGGAAGAAAAGAGCCCCCAACCGAUGCUUACCGAAGAUCUAGCUAAAGAUCGUGCUAAAAGCCGGUGCUCCAACAGAACCGAACCCUUGCCGGAGAAAACCCGUAAAGAACAAAAGAAAAUAGAGGAACCUCCGGUUCAAAGGAUUAAACGUGGCAAAAGUGACGAACUGCCGCCGGUAGAAGUUGAGAAACCGAUCAAAAGACCUCGAAAAGGACCGGAGCUUGCAGCGCAGGAGGUUGUUGUGCCGCUGAUUCCAGUGGACGUACAGCAAUUCGAUGUCGAAGAAUCCAUCACCCAACUAUCGAAAAUUCAGCCAGCAUCAUCGACGGAAGACUUGGAACACGAUCCGCUUCCCGCUGAAGAAGGUCCACCCGAUUACUUCCGAGAGGAGGAAACUCCUUCCCCACCGGUGGAUGGCAAGAACAAAAAGGUACCCCGCAAGAAAUACAUCGCAGCUGGUCUUUUCUCCGAUUGUUACAAAGAUGAUGGCCGCUCCGGUCGUAGUGGGGUCAAAGUACAGCCCGAAAGUUUACUUCCACCACCAGCAUAUUGUGAGCGGUUUCUACGUCGGACUCAGCGUGAUUUCCAGCUGCCCUACGAUCUGUGGUGGCUACACGAAAACGGCAAACUGACCGCCCGCCAUGCCGUCGCCAGUUGGAACUACAAAAAGAUACGCACGAACGUGUAUUACGACGUCAAACCGAACCCGUCCACCGAUCAUCCGCAGUGUAACUGCAAGCCGGAUAGCGGCUGCAAGGAUGAUUGUCUCAACCGGUUGGUCUAUGUGGAAUGUGUCACGGAAAGUUGCCCUUGUGGGGAUCGCUGUCGCAAUACUAAGAUACAACGGCACGAGUAUGCACCGGGAUUGGAGCGAUUCAUGACCGAACUGAAAGGUUGGGGAAUUCGCUCCAAGGAAGGUGUUAAGAAGGGAACAUUUAUUAUGGAAUAUUUGGGUGAAGUUGUUAGCGAUAAAGAGUUUAAGGAACGAAUGAGAACAAUCUAUCUUAACGAUACUCACCACUAUUGCUUGAAUCUCACCGGAGGUUUAGUCAUCGACGGCCACCGAAUGGGGAGCGAUUGUCGAUUCGUGAAUCAUUCGUGCGCUCCCAACUGUGAGAUGCAGAAAUGGUCCGUCAAUGGACUGUUCCGGAUGGCGUUGUUUGCCUCUCGGGAUAUUCCAGCCAAUGAAGAGCUAACGUACGACUACAACUUUUCACUGUUCAAUCCCUCCGAGGGACAGCCCUGUAAGUGUGGGACCGAACAGUGUCGAGGAGUUAUUGGUGGGAAAUCUCAGCGGGUCAAACCGUUGCCAGCUGUUUUGGAAGUUAAGAAGCCAGAGGUCGCACCCUGUGCGAUUAGCAAUCCGACGGUAACGGCAACGGAGCACAGUCCACGUAGUGCGGCUCGCUCUCGGAAGCGACAGGCUAAGAAGAAUGCCCCGUUGACACAACUAAACGGUCAACCGUUGCCGAAUUUCGUCCCACCGACCGUGAAAGAACGCGCCCUAGUUGUGGAACAUCACUGCUUCCUGAUGAGGAAUCUCAACAAGAUACGGAAACUGAAGGACCGUUCGCCAGAACAUUCGACCUCUUCACAGGCCGGCAGCCCAGCACCGGGCGGACAAGCCGGUGGUAAACCUUCCCUAGCUUCGCAAAUUUCCGCUCUACGCUGUCCGCGAAAUAUGCGAACCCGAGGGCUUGCAUUCGUCGAAGAUGAUCCCGAGCUGGAGAAAAUUGCCCGUAUUGCGGUUGCACUGAAAGAGAUCUGCAUUGAAAUUGCCAGCCUAAAAGACGAACGCGGACAUCUCUAUCAGAAUCGCCUUGUGCUGCCAUCGAAGAAAAAGGUUCCACUGUACUACGAGCGGAUUCCUCGUCCUAUCGAUUUGGCCCAGAUUCAGGCCAACAUCGAACAGGGAACCUACAAGCAGCCGAAGAUCUUCGAAGACGAUCUACUGAUAAUGUUCAGCAAUGCGGUCAAGUAUUACGGAAUAAGUUCCCCCGAGGGUGUCGCAUCCGAGAAGCUGAAGGAACACUACUACAUCUGCAAGCAGCGCCAGGUGGACAAGCUGAUCGCCUACGUUGGCGAACAGAACGAACUGUUGAAGGGAUUUAUUCCGAAACAAGAGCCAGAACCGUUGCCUCCACCGAAGGGACGUGGAAAGUUCAAACAGGAACAGGCAGAAGACAUUAUCCGGUGUAUCUGUGGGUUGUUUAAAGACGAAGGCCUAAUGAUUCAGUGUUCCAAAUGUCUGGUGUGGCAACACAUCGAGUGCACGAAAGCAGAUCCAGCGGUUGAUAACUAUCUUUGUGAGAGAUGUGAACCCCGUCAGGUAAAUUAUGAGAUCCCCUUGAAUGACUUUACGGAAGAAGGCUACCAGUACUACAUGUCAUUGAUGCGGGGAAAUUUGCAAAUUCGUCAGACGGAUACGGUGUACGUCCUGAGGGACAUUCCAAUGUCACCGGAUCCCAACAAUCCGAACGCUCCACCCAAGAAGCACACGUACGAAACGAUCGGAAAGGUGGAUUACGCGGAGUGCGAUAUCUUCCGGGUCGAAAGUCUUUGGAAGGACAAGGAAGGGCGACGUUUUGUGUAUGGUCACCACUACUUGCGACCGCAUGAAACCUAUCACGAGCCCACGAGACGGUUCUACCCGAACGAGGUGAUGCGCGUACCGCUGUACGAGGUUAUUCCGAUCGAGCUCGUCAUGGAUCGCUGCUGGGUGCUGGACCCGACAACGUUCUGCAAGGGUAGACCGGUUGACAGCUCGGAACCGCACGUGUACAUCUGCGAGCUGCGGGUGGACAAGAGUGCCCGGUUGUUCUCGAAGAUAUCUCGCCAUGCGCACCCGGUGUGCAUGAAGUCCUACGCGUUCCACAAGUUCGAGCAGAAGCUGAAGAUCUCGAAAACGUUUGCGCCUCACGAUCUCGGCUCUCUGUCGCAUUUACUGGUCGCAAAAGACAACCGCAAGAAGAACACCAAGAAGGAUGACACUAACUCUUCCAUUUCCGGCACAUCGAGCGUCAGUUCGAAAAAGAUGACACCGAUCAUGCAGCUGCUGCCACCGCCUCCUAAGACUGACAGCAACAGUCGUCCCGAAGGAGCGCUCGUACUACCUUCAAACGAGACCCUAGCGGAGAAACGCAACCGACUGGAGGCCGUUCUGGGCCGGCUGAUGGUCAAGCUGAACGCGAACCCAGCCGCACUACCGGUGGUGGACAUCAGCUAUCUGCUGACGGGCCGGGGAGCACGCCUACGGAGAACCAUCGCCAAUACGACACCGGUUCCGAACAUUUGAGAGUGGGUCAAAAAGCGACGGAAGCGCCGCAAAUGGAAACGUUACUAUGACUAACCGUCCAGCCGCGCGAGCCGCUCGCAAGCGAGGAAUUUAUUGUAAAUAUUGCCACCCUGAACCUGAACCACCCCGGAAGAAGGGUUGAAGGCACAUGCGUGCCUUUCACCCCUUUCCGCAGGGUGGGUCAGACGCUUUGAGACUAUUUUUAAGGUUACGUUUAUUCGCUGAAUUUAAGUUAUUUCGAUUAUUUAUGACACAGCUGCUGAGUUUUGUUUAGCAUUAAUAAACAUUGUUUUUGUUUAUCCAUUUAUUGUUUUCAUUAUUAUCAUUACAUUAUGAAAGUAAACUAGCAGGUUCUGCGUUGUUUUUUUUCUGUUUAUUAAAAUCGUUUAGUUGCAUACAGCCUAAAUGUAGUUGAUUUCGGCCACAGAAGGCUUAAAUCACAAACAAACAAGAAAACUAUGACAAUUUCACGCAUACUCAUUCUUACCGUUAAACAAAGUAUUAACAACCCGAGGGAAACAUGUAAUUAGUAAUUAUUCGAAAGUUAUGGCUUCUAGUUGAUUAACUUAUUCCUAGUUGUAGUACUGAAAAGUUUCUAAAUAUUUCGAAACAAACGGAAAACCGGAGAGAAAACAGGAAAAUUCUAACAAUUUAUGGCAAAUUCAAACAAAUCAUUACACUAUCAGAAUGGACUGAAUAAGAGAAUAGUAGUUUUAGGUAUAGAACAGAAGAUAAAACAAAACGGAUGAAUUAAUAUAUUUGAGCUUGGUUGGAGUCGGUUUUAGGAAACAAAACUAGAAACUAGUAGAAAAGGGCAGAUUUUUUAACGCACCGCGAUGAUAUAUAGAAUUUUUGAAUUGAACAAGCAAGUACUAUUAUCGAAUAAUGAUAACAACAACCAACACAGAUGCACACGCACGCAGUCGAUUUUGCACCCACACUCGUUGAAGGCAACAAUAAAAAAAGCAAACAAACAUUUAACAAGGUGACGUUCUUAGUGCUGUACAUAGGAUGAAAUAUGAAAUUCUGAAUUUUAA